GCGAAGCAAUCAGUCAUUAUUGCUACAAAUAUUGCAGAUUUUAACAAAUGUUUUUAGAAAUACAAAUUUUGUUUGUGGUUAUUCUUCAGUGUUUCAUGCUAGUGGCUCAUUGUGAUCCUUUGAUUGUCAAGACAUCACAUGGCAUAUUGAAAGGUGUUGUUCAAUACACAUUUUAUAAAAACAAAACUUACUACGCAUACAAGGGAAUUCCAUAUGCACAGCCACCGGUGGGAGAGCUAAGAUUUAGGGAACCGGUUCCAAUGAAGCCCUGGCCAGGAAUUCGAACAUUGUCUGAGAAAUAUGGAAAUCCUUGCUACGCAUUUAAUUUACGUCCCUCGUCUCUUGCAAUGAGUGAAGACUGCCUUUUCCUGAAUAUAUUCACACCCGCGCUGGGCAAAAAGAAGAAAUCAGCCAAAUUGGCCGUGAUGUUAUUUAUCCAUGGAGGUGGUUUCUAUCAGUACGACGGAAGUGAUUUUUUGUUUGGUCCUGAUUUCUUAAUCAAACAAAAAGUGAUUCUGGUCACCAUCAAUUAUCGCUUGGGUCCGCUUGGUUUUUUUAACUUCGAAGAGCGUGGGUAUAAUGGGAACAUGGGAUUCAAAGACCAGCUCUUAGCUUUGACAUGGGUUAAAAAAAACAUUAGGAAUUUCGGUGGUGAUCCCAAUUUGAUUACAGUUUUCGGAGAAAGUGCCGGCGGAGUUUCUGCACAUUUACUCGUACUAAAUCCCAAGGCAAGAUCGAAUAUUAAACGUGCUAUACUGAUGAGCGGCAAUGCAUUCAGUUCAUUUGCAUUUGUCAAGGGCAAUAACCAGCUGGAUAUGAUGAGGCGAAUAUAUCAAAAUGAAUUGGGCAAUAACACAAGUGGCGCGAAAAUGUUGCAAUUUUUUAAAAAUUCCUCAAUCGAUUUGCUUGUUAAAAAAACUCCAUUUUUACCUCCUACUUAUUCCAUCACUUCGUAUUGGGCUGCAGUUGUUGAAGAUGUAAAGAAAGCAAUAAAACCAUUUUUAUGGCAAGGACCUCGGAAAACUUACAAAAAAGACAAGAUACACGUUGAAUUAAUGUGUGGUGAUACAAGCGCGGAAUAUUUGGUAUUUUUGACCAAUGUAUUUGGUUGGGUUAAUCCAUUGAAUACCCACUUUGACGUUGGACUAGAUAUUUUCCCCGGAUUAGAUAUACCGACCAAUUCCACGGCAUAUGAAAUUCAACAAAAUAAAAUACGUAAUUUUUAUUUUGGUUCUGGUGCAAUUUCUCGAACAAUCGAAUCUUUUACGCAAUACGUUCAAAUGAUGUCGCAUUUAAUUCUGGUUCAUUCGAGCUAUGAAACAAUGAUGUUGCAUCGUCAUCAUGCAAAAACAAUUUGCUAUGAAACUGAUUUGAAUACGACACUGAAUGUAAUCAAACUGGUCCUUGGUUUUGGACCUUUUGAAGGAAUGGGUCACGCUGAGGAUAUCCCGUAUUGCUUCUUGUCAAACGUGUUUCGCAGUGUUUUAAAUUCGAUUUAUACGCCUCCAAGGAAUGAGCAAGUAAUCAAAAUUCUGAACUUUUUACCAAAAGUCUAUGCAGAUUUUGCGAAAACCGGAUCGGUGGGUAGAUUUAAGCCAGUCACCCGUAAAUACAACCAAUGUAUAGGCAUAAAAAACGAUGGCUUAGAAUCUAUUGAAGGACCACGCACACCACAAAAUGAAUUCUGGAGCCAAAUUCGUAAAUCCGUUCAACCAUGGAUUAAAAAGGGUUUUUAGAACAAACUCUUCCAACCAAAUAAAAGGCUAUUCAAUUUUAUCGGAAUGAAACAGAAGUCUAUCGU
Molecule: messenger RNA, 1801 nt
Organism: Sitodiplosis mosellana (orange wheat blossom midge)
Lineage: Eukaryota; Metazoa; Arthropoda; Insecta; Diptera; Cecidomyiidae
Product: esterase B1-like
Exons: 10
Coding region: 48-1736 (562 amino acids)
Source: RefSeq, a predicted model, not a curated record